This is a messenger RNA of Dictyostelium purpureum, 372 nucleotides long. RefSeq lists its product as uncharacterized. The coding region runs from base 1 to 372 and encodes 123 amino acids. NCBI's taxonomy places the organism in Eukaryota, Evosea, Eumycetozoa, Dictyosteliales, Dictyosteliaceae. The record is from RefSeq and is a predicted model, not a curated record. The transcript has a single exon.
AUGCAAGAAAGAAAAAGAGUUACAAAAAAACUAUUAAUAUCAAAUUAUAAAAAUAUUAAAGAUAAAGUCAUUUAUAAAAAAUCUUGGGAAGGUAAUGAAGCUUUACGAGAUAAAUUAGAAAGAGUCACUUUGGCAUACAAACAAGCAUCAUUAAACCUCAAAAAAGAAUGUGGUGAUGAAAAUUUAAUACAUAAUACAAUAGCAACAAUGAACGGUAACAUUCAUAAACUAAAAGGUGUCAAUUCUGCUGAUGAUUCCAUAUUAGUGGCCAGAAAAUUUACAUCAAUGUUAAACUAUUCAACUAUUUUGAUAGAAAAAUAUAAUAUUUGUGCUUAUUUAGUUCAUAAAACAAAAGAUGACUUGUUAAAAUAA